AUGGAGACACGCAAUCUCACGGUGCUGAGAGAAUUCAUCCUGAUGGGCGUCACGGAUCGUCCUGAGCUGCAGGCGCCAUUGUUCACUCUGUUCCUCCUCAUCUACGUGGUCUCCGUGGUGGGCAACCUGGGCAUGAUCGUCCUCACCAUGGUGGACUCCAGGCUACAGACUCCGAUGUACUUUUUUCUCAGACACCUGGCUUUCACUGACCUUGGUUAUUCCACAACCGUGGGCCCCAAAAUGUUAGUGAAUUUCGUGGUGGAUCAAAAUAUAAUCUCCUAUAAUUUUUGCGCCAUACAACUAGCUUUCUUCCUUGUGUUCAUCAUUAGUGAACUCUUUAUCCUGUCGGCCAUGUCUUAUGACCGCUACGUGGCCAUCUGCAAACCACUGCUCUACACCAUCAUCAUGUCACAGAGCGUGUGUCAUAUGCUGGUGGCAAUCCCCUAUCUCUACUGCACAUUUGUGUCUCUUCUCGUCACCAUAAAGAUUUUCACUCUGUCCUUCUGUGGCUACAACGUUAUCAGUCAUUUCUACUGUGACAGCCUUCCCUUGUUAUCUUUACUCUGCUCAGAUACACAGGAAAUUGAAUUGAUCAUUCUAAUCUUAGCAGCCUUUGAUUUGAUCUCCUCUCUGCUGAUAGUCCUUGUGUCCUACCUGCUCAUUCUUGUAGCCAUCCUCAGGAUACAAUCUGCUGAGGGCAGACGCAAGGCUUUUUCUACCUGUGGGUCUCACUUGACAGUAGUCAUUGUCUUCUAUGGAACGUUGAUAUUUAUGUAUGUGCAGCCCAAGUCCACUCACUCAGUAGAUACGGAGAAAGUGGCUUCCUUGUUUUACACCUUGAUUAUCCCCAUGUUGAAUCCCUUGAUUUAUAGCCUGAGGAACAAAGAUGUCAAAAAUGCUUUACAGAGGAUUUGGAAUCGCUUACACAGUUUCAUUGGGUUCUGA
This is a messenger RNA of Dipodomys ordii (Ord's kangaroo rat), 945 nucleotides long. RefSeq names its product olfactory receptor 8K3-like. Gene Ontology annotation, molecular function: odorant binding; olfactory receptor activity; G protein-coupled receptor activity. Gene Ontology annotation, biological process: G protein-coupled receptor signaling pathway; sensory perception of smell. Bases 1 to 945 code for a protein of 314 amino acids. Lineage: Eukaryota; Metazoa; Chordata; Mammalia; Rodentia; Heteromyidae. Gene Ontology annotation, cellular component: membrane. The record is from RefSeq and is a predicted model, not a curated record. The transcript has a single exon.